GUUUGUUGCUCGUCAAGUUUCGUGAGCAUCUCUUCGAAGGCACCCAAUGCCACCCCUCGAAAAUACAAAGGACACUGCACUCGUGGGCCCACUGAUCGUGUCAAAGGGAGCGGGCAAGUCGACGAUCAUGGCAUCUCUUUGUGUACCUCACUGCAUAUAGCUCGCCCGGAUUGCUUCUAGUGUUUCUAGUAAGACUUCCCCCGACCGCCAUCGCAAGAGCGGUACGUCUUUCACGAACCCUUCUAUAUAUGACGUUCCUUGUACUACCUUCAUCACUUCCAACGCUUAUUUAACGGUGACUUGCCCUGUACCUGCUUAGCUACUCAGAAUCUGAGAACCAGCCAUAGGAUACACUUGGUGGAGCGCCGUUCAUAUAAGACCUCUUCAUCUCCUCUACACACUCGAAGCAGUUUCAUCCCGCUUUCGUUGCCCACCAAUCUUUACAUUCCUUCCUUCGUUCUUUUUGCCAACAUGAUGUUUGUAUUCCGCUCCACUUUCAUUACUGCCACUCUGUCUUUUGUCGUCAUCCUGACCUCUCUCUUUGGGAAUGCAUUAGCAUCUCCUCAGUUUGGCAGACCUUUCCUACACGCUUUGGAUGCAGAGACAUCCGCCGUGGAAUCUUAUUCAUUGUCUACCGACGGCGCAUCUCCCACAAUCGCUAACAAUCCAACCACAGUUGUGACUUUCGCACCUGUUCCAACUAUCGCUGGCGAUGCGUCUGACCCAGCUGGUGAUUCUGCAAAUGGGUCUCCAGGUGCUGGAUCAACAACGGAUACGACAGACACGACAGUGGCUCCCACAUAUACACCUGCACUGGCUGCAGUCAAUAGUGCGCCGCACCAGCUAUAUCAAGGACGACCGGGAAUUGCAAUAGCGUUUGCUGUGGUCACGAUGUUCCUUGUGUUUUGAUCCGAUCUGGUACUGCUUCCCGGCGCAUUUUGUCAGAUGUGUGGUCCUUAUUUAUUGUCUGGACUUGUUGUGUGUGCUCUCUGUUUUUGUAUUAUUCGUUAGAUAUUGUAGCCCUACUUACCGUGCAUUGUAUCCGUAGUACUUACUCUCUAUGUAGUGGACUGUUGUUUUAAUACAAGAUCUGUGUUGUCUG
This is a messenger RNA of Serpula lacrymans var. lacrymans S7.9, 1102 nucleotides long. RefSeq lists its product as uncharacterized. The record is from RefSeq and is a predicted model, not a curated record. The transcript has 5 exons. Lineage: Eukaryota; Fungi; Basidiomycota; Agaricomycetes; Boletales; Serpulaceae. The coding region runs from base 472 to 909 and encodes 145 amino acids.